AUUUGUUCUUUUCUAACAUAUGAUUCUGGUUUGGCAAUGUUUACAGCCAUAUUGUGUGAUUUUUAGAUAUAUCAAGCUGUGCAGGGAGAUGUGGGGAAGGGUAUUCUAGGAAUCAUGGCUGCCAGUGUGAUAGUAGCUGCCUUCUCUACAUGGAGUGCUGCCCAGAUUACAAGACAAGCUGUGUUGGAGGUAAGUCUUCGACCGCAGACAUUUUUUAAAGCUCCGGUAUGAAUAAGCACGGGUACGUUCACUUAAGGCAGUGGUUUUCAAACUCUUUGGGGGAGUUUAUUAGGGAUUUUCCCAAGAAGAUGAUCAUGAAUGGUAGAUGAUCUGCACUGCAAGUAGGGAUGUUAGUUUCAGUUUCCCCCGGUUUUCUCUCUUUUUUCUGGUAUUAAGUUCUGUUCUCCCCAUUAGUUUGUCUUGUGUGUGCAUGUAUAGCCACAUGAAAAUUCAUCAGCAUUCUCCUAGUACUCUUUUGAAUGCAAUUUUGCCUAAUAAAAUGCAGUUUUUUGUGUUAUUUUUACUGAUGCAUUUUUAUGCACAUUAACUAGUGUACAUAUUACUUGGGCGAAGAACUGCCUUGCAAAAUUCAGAGCAGUGCAAGCCUCUUAAUUUGUGCAUUGUUUCAAGACUUGUGAAUUAGGUAAAGGUAAAGGUAAAGGGACCCCUGAGCAUUAGGUCUAGUUGUGGCCGACUCUGGGGUUGCACGCUCAUCUCGCUUUAUUGGCCGAGGGAGCCGGCGUACAGCUUCUGGGUCAUGUGGCCAGCAUGACUAAGCCGCUUCUGGUGAACCAGAACAGCGCACGGAAACGCCGUUUACAUUCCCGCCAGAGCGGUACCUAUUUAUCUACUUGCACUUUGAGGUGCUUUCGAACUGCUAGGUGGGCAGGAGCAGGGACCGAGCAACGGGAGCUCACCCCGUCGCGGGGAUUCGAACCGCCGACCUUCUGAUCGGCAAGCCCUAGGCUCUGUGGUUUAACCCACAGCGCCGCCCGCGUCCCUGUGAAUUAGGUAGGUUUACCUUUAAAUGGGAACGGAACCAAAAUUCUCCCCGCCUCCAUCCCUGCCUGCAAGUCAGCAAGUCUGACCUGAUCUCCUGUCAUAUGCAGUUGCAAGAGGGUCGGGUGCAUGUCAAGAUGGGGAGUCCUAUCAGUUUGUGUAUGGUCAACAUCUAAGCCCAACUAUGCAAUGUAUAUGAAUUCCCCUGCAAAUAUGCUGUGGGACUCCUUAGCAGAAGAACUGGGGGAAAGUUCCAUAAUGGUCAAAAGCGGUCACAGCUCCAGGUUUGAUGGGUUACACGUAGAUGGGCCUCCUCAGGAAUAUCUGCUGGUGUUGGAAGUGGCUGUGGCAGAGUUCCAAGGGUGGCUAGGACCUGCCUUUUUAAUUUUUUGCAAUGGCCAGAGCAGCCAACCCAGAGGGCAUUCUGGGAAAUAUGCAGUAAAUGGUUGCUUGCAGACCUAGCCACUUGAUAUGAGAGGAGACCCUGAGCAGACAUCAGGUCUGUUGGACCCUGCAGGAUCCCUCUAGAAUGCUAGGUGGAAGUUUGAAUAACCACUGCCUUAAGAUCCUUCUCUUUGGUACAUGUUACUUGUUGUCUUGUGUUUUGGAUGUUCCUUUUUGUGUCAUCUCUUCUCUCUCUCUCUCUCAUAUUGGUGAAUAUUUUUCAUUGUGAUCUGCAAACUCAGUCCUGCCAGUUCUCCUGGCACAAUUUUGAGACGCGUAUGAGUAAUUCCUGUGGGUGGUGGCAGAAACAUGUAAUGCCAUGUGAAUAACUUCUACGUGCAAUUUGUUCCUGUGUGAUACUCCUCAGGGAACCAAAGUGCACUUCACAAUACAACUGGUGAACAAAUAUUAUGGAUACCCAGUCAUGGGAAUCAUCCAAGAGGAACUCAACAGUUUCUUAAAAUCAUGUUGUGGAAAUUGAGCUUCUUGCAUUCCGAAAGCUUUAUAUGCACGACUUUUUAAAUGUCCUGUAUUUUUCAAGUACGUUAUUUAGAUUCCAAUGCAAACAGACACAUUUGGCUGAAUCUUCCCAGUGCUAAGUCAACACGAGCAAACUCUCUGGUUCCUUGUUAGCUGCAUUACAUAGGAAGCAAUUCAAAUCAGUUGGCGUUCCAAUAUAUGCCAUAUAUUUUGUGACAGUGGGCUUUGCAGAACCAAUAGCCAUAGACACAAUAGUCUUAUAGACAUGUUCCACAACUGCUUGCCAGACAAAUAGACAAAGAUGAACAUAACAUGCUGCAUUUUCCCUGUUAGUUAUCUGCAAAUGUCCAGCAUGAAGUCAAAGAAUAUAAAAAGAUAUGUAUCAUUCACACACUAUACCUAAUAUACUACAGUAUUAACUUUCAAAUGACAUGAAAUGAUAAACGACACGAUUCUUCUGAGAUUUUCUCAUUAGAAUAACACAGGAAUAAUGAGGAUGGGUUAAAGAGGACCACAGCAUAGAUUCUAAAGGAUAUCCAUUAGUGAAUUUGAACUUGCACAGAUGUUAUAAAUAAAUUCAGAGAUCCUUGAUUCAUGAUGGCACCGAUUGCUCUUUUUACAUGAAAAAAUUCAAGGUUGUAUCCAAUGAAGUCUCUUUGUUGAAUGUUCUUUGAUCAAGUGCAGGCUUUGAUCAGUGGAUCGGGGAGGGAGGAGCUUCUUGCUGGCUCCGCCCCUGCAGUUCCACCAUGACACCUCCCACACUGUUCUGGAGGGUCCAACAACCCUCUGAAGGUUGUCAACAGCAGUGAGGGGCAAUUGGCACAUAUCACCUUCCACCCUGUACCGCUGGUGAAGGUCUCUGUUGGAUCACAGUGCCUUCCCUAAGUGAAGGGACAGCUUUGGAAACACCCUCAAAUAUAUGACCCAGAUAGCAUCUUCAUUCAAACAGAUUUCCUUCAUGCAGGUGAAGAAAACGGUACUAACCUUCUUUCAUCAUCCUGUGUAGAACUGUCUUGCAAAGGACGUUGCUCUGAGAGUUUUGAAAGGGGGAGACCGUGCGACUGUGAUGCAGAUUGUGACAGAUACGGCAAGUGUUGUCUAGAUUACGAAGAAGCAUGUUUAGCAGGUGAGUGUCGUAAGCACUUUGUUGCCUUUCAAGCUCAAGAGGCUAAUCCAAGGCUCAACCUCAGGAUCUAUUCCCAAUGUCAAUACCGCAACACCGCUCAGUUGCUAGAGCACGAGGCUCUUAAUUUCAGGGCUGUGGGUUCAAGCCCCACAAUGGGCAAAAGAUUCCUGCAUUGCAGGGCAAUAGCUAGAUGACCCUUGCGGUCCUUUCCAACUCCACAGGUCUAUGAUUCUAGAACCAGAACUUCUGCUUUUAACUAUAUGAUUGCCAGUUAUCAAUUUUGUUAUAAUGGUUAUAUCAUCUGUCAUCUAAACCACUGAGUCUCUUGUGUAUGCCGAUCAGAAGGUCGGCGGUUUGAAUGCCCGCAACAGAGUGAGCUCCCGUUGCUCUGUCCCAGCUCCUGCCAACCUAGCAGUUUGAAAGCGCACCAGUGCAAGUAGAUAAAUAGCUACGGCUGUGGCAGGAAGGUAAAUGGUGUUUCCAUGUGCUCUGGUUUCUGUAACGGUGUCCCAUUGCGCCAGAAGCGGUUUAGUCAUGCUGGCUACAUGACCUGGAAAGCUGUCUGUGGACAAACGCACGCUCCCUCAGCCUGAAAGCAAGAUGAGCACUGCAACCGCACAGUCGCCUUUGAUUGGACUUAACCAUCCAGGGGUCCUUUACCUUUACAGUGGUACCUCGUGUUACGUAUCAUCCCCCUUACGAAUGCUUCAAGUUACGUGCUCCGCUAACCCGGAAGUAGAUGCCCCUUGUUGCGAACUUUGCCCCAGGAUGUGAGCGGAAAUUGCACUCCGGCGGUGCGGCAGCAGCAGGAGGCGCCAUUAGCGAAAGCGCGCCUAAUGUUACGAGCGGUUUCCGGUUACGAACGGACCUCUGGAACGGAUUAAGUUCGUAACUGGAGGUACCACUGUACCUAUAAUACAAGCUGGGGAACUUUCAUGUGUUGGCAGGGGAGAGAGCAAAUUGGCUGGCUUCUGGCCAGUGGCACCACAUGAAAAUAACUGAACCCGCAAUGGGGCUGUGCAUAUUUUAGAUCAGGCUCUAUUCCCAUAGUUAAUCAGCUUCUUCUGUGACACCUCAUCCCAGUUAUGGGUGUUAUAUAGACAGGGAGUUGGGUAAGCCUGAAACCCAGUGGUAUUCUCAAGGGGCACAUAGGAAUUUGCCUCGAGCUGAGUCAGACUAUUGGAGUAUCUAACUCGGUACUGUCUACACCAGCAGUGACUGACCAGUGGUUUGCCAAAUGUUGUUAGAUUCCAACUCCCAUUAGCCCCGGUUGGGAUUGCCAAUGGUCAGGAUUUUAUGGGAGUUGCAGUCCAACAGCAUUUGCAAGGUCAUCUACACAACAGGGACUGGCAGUGGCUCUCCAGGGUUUCAGACAGAAGUCAUGGAGAUUCUAGGAUCUGAACCUGGGAUCCUUCAUGUGCUUUGACACUGAGCUAUAACCUUUCUCCAAGGUCGAAGCUUGCCAUUGCUUCGUUACAGGAGGAAGUUCAGGACACUACUGCAAUGAGGACAAAAUGUACAGUCCACUGGGUGGAACUAUCCCUACAGCAAGAUGCAAUGUGGCUCUAGGAGCCUUUGCAAUAUCCUGUUCUCCUUCCACCUGCACUCGCCAGCAAUAAUGCUGAACAUCUGAACAUUCCGCCAGUUAUACUAUAAAACAGUAAAACUAAAAAAAACAGUGGGGAAUCAAAAGUUUGUGGAGUUCCAUUUAUUUAUUUUCAAAUUAUUUUUAUCCUUUAUAUGCCACCCACACCCACAUUUACUGCCUCCUGUUUAACCCAGUCUGGAUUUUCAGCAGACAUCACUUCAUUUGACUUCAGUGGAGCCAUGCCAGGGCAGAAUUUGGUUGUAAUAAAGGGGUAAUAGAGUGGCCGUGCCAUGGCAGAAUGCUGUGGAAAAAUGGCCUUGUUUGCCCCUAAGAUAGUCCAGAGGGAAUAAAUGUUCUGUGAGUUUCCAUUCAUCAACAACAACAAAAUCAUUCGUUUAAAGUCAACUCCCAAUUCCCCCCGCCUCCACCAGGACAAUAAAGUCUUUUGGUGGCAGAUGAUACUCUCAGAACCUAGGUCUCCGUUGAACAAAUGCAAAGCGUUUCGGCAAGUGGCGUGUGUGUUUAGCAUGACCUAAACCAUUUGGCGACUGCAAAGGCCUAGGCCAUUGCAAAGUUCACUGCAAAGUUUACCCUGAACCUGUUGCACCAAGUUGCCAGGUCAGUGAAGCACCAUUUUAAUUCCCCACAUAUGCUCUGAAGCAGGGGUCAGCAAACUUUUUCAGCAGGGGGCCGGUCCACUGUCCCUCAGACCUUGUGGGGGGCACACAGUCCUCCCCAAAACAAAAUGGCGGCCACCUCCAAAAGAAUGGGGAAAAGGAUAUAAAGUGAUUCAAAAACAGAAAGGUCUAUUUUAUUUGUUGUUGUUAAGAAAAAAAAAGUUUGAAAAAGUCCCUUCUUUUCCAGACACUCUUAAGUCUUGGUUGUUAUUAAUUUAUUUCUUUUGCUGGUAUGUUGCUGUAGAUCAGGGGUCAGCAAACUUUUUCAGCAGGGGGCCGGUCCACUGUCCCUGAGACCUUGUGGGGGGGCCAGACUAUAUUUUUUGGGGGGGAAAUGAAUGAAUUCCUAUGCCCCACAAACAACCCAGAGAUACAUUUUAAAUAAAAGGACACAUUCUACUCAUGUAAAAACACGCUGAUUCCUGGACUGUCCAUGGGCCGAAUUUAGAAGGCAAUUGGGCCGGAUCUGGCCCCCGGGUGUUCGUUUGCCUACCCAUGCUCUGAAGCAACGCUUAAGCUGAGAAUAGUGUGGCUGAUUUUAAAUGACAGCUCAUAGAUGCCAGCUCCAUCCCAGGACACUUUGCUAAGGGGUCUCUUGAGAUUAGAGCUAGCCUUGGAGAGUGGAUAUUUGGCUUGUUUCUCUGAAGGGUGAAAUGUACAGAGGCAAACCACACCCCCUCCACCUCAUGCCUUCAUCUUCCUGGAGAAGGGGGAAAUGGAGCAUAGCCGUUUUGGAUGUACGACACCAAUAUGUUUGUUUUUACGCACUGUUUAUUUUUUUAAAGGAAGGGCGCAUAGUGUUACUCACUAUUCACUGUUAUUGCUGUUUGUAAUGUUAGAGUAAUAUUAGGGGCAGGGUGUAAACAAGUCCAGAGGAACACAAAAUGGAAAUAAACAGGAAGCAAAUGUUAAGGUCUAAACUAAAGCUGCCAGUCAUCUGCCCCACUUUGUUAAAUCCACCGGCCACCUAGGAAGAUCUCUGCUUCCCAAUGUUCCAUUACUGCUAAAUAAACAAAAAAUACUUUGUUGUGUUGAUGAAACAUCAGGAGGGGGAUGUCUUAAGCUCAUUGCACAAAUUCAAAAUAAUGUAGAAGUAUCAGCCUGCAACUGAGUCUAUCAAAAUGAGAAUGUGGGUUCUCACUUCUUUGUGGGUUUUGUUAUGUACUGAAGUUCUCACCCUGGGCCAGCAGGGGGAUACUGUAGAUAGUUUUCACUCAGGUCCACAUAUGCAAAUAAGGGAUUGAAAGUGACGUUCAGUGAUUGGAUAGUUACAGAAAAUGGUUACUGUUGCGUUCUAGUGGAGCUCUAUAUAAGCAGGCUGGCUGAACCCUUCAGUCCAGUUCUUUUCUGGCCUGUGAAUAAACAAGAGCUGUUUGAAGAAUCACUGUGUCGUCUGAUAUGUUCGCCCACAACUUAACAGGUUUUCUCAUGCUGCUUUCCUUGAAUAUAUAUUAUAAUGCAUAUUAUACCUAAAGCAGUCACAUCCGGAGAUUAAGGGUUGCAUUCACUGUUAAGUCAUAUUUAGAAAUAGAUCCUCUGAACUUAUUGGACAUGACAAACAGGUCCACUGGUUUCAGUGCAUAUAUACUGUUUGCAAUAUUUGUGAACUUACUGAUUUUUCUUUUAAUAUGUAACACAGUAUAUACAAUAACUACCUAAAUAUGCGUCACUUCUCAAAAUAUUAGGCCUCAUUCCGCCUCAUGCCCCUAGGGUGCAGGCUAGUUGAAUGUGGACAUCCAUAAGCAUAACAUCUACUUAUUGCUACCCCAAUUGAUCUGAUCCUGCUUAAUUUGUUACCUGGAAGGAUAGGAUUUUGGAACAGCAGCUUACAGGGGCAGAGCAGUAUAGAGAACUGUGCGUAAAGCUCUUUUGCAAACAUUUAAUUUUAAAAAUAUUGGUACUUUUGGUGAGGCAGCACAGCAGAAUGUGGCAAAUCAGAGGUGAAGCCUGGGGAGUUAAAAAUGAGACAUAAGAAAACUAGUUUUUGGGAAACUAGCAUUUGCAAAAGUAACAUUUUUGAAAAGAAAUAUUAAAAAAAUUACAAUUGUCCAGUAGCACCUUAGAGACCAACUAAGUUUGUUCUUGGUAUGAGCUUUCAUGUGCAUGCACACUUCUUCAGAUACAAAAUGCACACAAAAGCUCAUACCCAGAACAAACUUAGUUGGUGUCUAAGGUGCUACUGGACAUUUUAAAAUUUUUUAAUAUAUAUUUCUACUGCGUCAGACCAACACAGCUACCUACCUGAAUUUUUGAAAAGGUGAGUUUAUUUAACAAGCCUUUUGUUUAAAACUAUGAAUUGAAAAUGGUAAACAACAAUGCUAAGUUUGGUAUUAGAAGAAAAACCUGAACUGAAAUUUGAGUUUUAUGCCUGGUUGCAGUUCCGACUACUCCGGCACCUACCACGACCACAAGCACCACGGUCCCAACAACUACAACGACCACAACCACGCCUCUGCCAACGACCACCACGACCAAACCAUCAACUACAACACCAAAGCCAAAGUCUACAACCAAACGUUCUCCCAAACUUAAGCCCAAGCCCAAACCUAAACCCAAGCCUAAACCCAAACCCAAAAUGAAACCUAAACCCAUCCCUCCAAAGAAGAAAAAGAAGCAAAAGAAAGUGUCUCAUGAAAUUAUGGAAGGUAUGAAAAAGUACACGUGAUAUGGACUUCUUAGAGCUGUGUGUAGAUUUAUUUUUUCUAAGUUCUGUGAUUCAUCGUGAUUUACUGUAAUUGUGAGCCUUGAGAGAGAUGGCAGGGUUGCAGAAAAGAAAAUGGAACUCACUGAAGCUUCAAUAUAUUGAUGAAUCCUUUUACUGAUUCUCCACGCUCCAUCUACCAAUAUUCUAAAUGUCCUACCAGGUUGUGGCAAACUAAUGCUGUAGUUCAUAUAUCUGGAGCUUUUGCUACAUAAAAGGUAUAUCUCUCUGUCCUGGGCUCUUUUAAGAUUGCCUGCAUAGAGUAAAGCCCUCUCUCUCUCUCUCUCUCUCUCUCUCUCUGUGUUUGUUUGUGUGUGUUUUAAACCACGAUCCUUUAUCCAUUGCCUUGCUAUAUAGGAAUUGAUCUUGAUAAUACAGUGGUGCCUCGCAAGACGAAAUUAAUCCGUUCCGCGAGUCUCUUCGUCUAGCGGUUUUUUCGUCUUGCGAAGCAACCCUAUUCGCGGCUUAGCGGCUAUUAAAGGCUUAGCGGCUUAGCGGCUAAAAGGCUAUUAGCGGCUUAGCGGCUUAGAAAAAGGGGGGGGAGCGAAAAAAAAUCUCAAGACUCGCAAGACAUUUUCAUCUUGCGAAGCAAGCCCAUAGGGAAAUUCGUCCUGCGAAGCGCAUCGAAAAACGGAAAACCCUUUCGUCUAGUGGGUUUUUCGUCUUGCGAGGCAUUCGUCUUGCGGGGCACCACUGUAUACUCAUGCCUUGAAAAUGGAAAUACUUCUUGCAGACUAGUAUUGGGGGAAGGGGAAUCUAUUUGUCAGGUUGAUUACCUAUCUUUCUUUCUUCUGAGUGUUUUGUGUGUGCCCACUUUCACUUGGCCAGGACCUCCCCACCCCUCAAGAGCCUGGGCAUACCCAUUGGGCUCACCACCACCUUUGAACACAAAAACACCAUAUCCUAUCAAACUGCUUUUGAAAGUCAUUCAGUUUCAAAAAUAGUUUGCCAUGUAGCCUGGGUAGAGGCUGGAACUCUUUUAAGAAACCCAAGCCCAGAGUAUUCCAAUAUGUAAACUACUCUGGGGAUUUUUAUACAUUAAUUAAACAGCAGAAUAGACAAUUCUAACGUAAAUAAAUUUUAUUUAUAGAUUCUUACAUUUCUUCUGAUGUAGAACCCAAUGCACUAUAUGCCAGCUUUCUUUUUUCUUUUUUAAAAAAAUAUAUUUGGUUUUUCAAAUUAAAAUUUUACAGAGCUAUAUCAAACAUAAAUCAUCAAAACAAGAUUCUAAUAAAUCUCCUGGACUUCUGUCAUUGCCUUUGUGGGUUCUGUUAUUAAUCAUUUCCUCCCACAUCCUUUAUGAUGAUCCAAAUCUUUUACAUCUCCCAUGUGUCUAAAACGCACCCAUAGAUUACAAGUGAUAUUCCAGUCCUACUAACGAUUUUAACUGUUUACAAUGGUCUUUAAGUUAUGAGUUUCCCCCAUUCGUUAUUGAAAUUUUGGUCUUCCUGAUUUCUGAUUCUUCUGGUCGUUUUGGCCAUUUCAGCAUAGUCCAUCAACUUCAUCUGCCAUUCUUCUCUGGUUGGGACUAUAUUUUGUUUCCAUCUCUGGGCCCACCUUUCCCAUGCAGUCACCCAUAUAAGUACUGACCCAGACUUUGUUAGCUUCAGCAAGAUGGUGGUCGCAAGUGCCUUCAAAUCAUACUCUGAGAUGAGUAACUCACCAUGCAACCAUUUGGACUGCAGUCUAUCUGUAAAGUGCUAUUCCACCAGUGGAUUCAACAGUGCAACAAUUGCCCUGAUUUGUUGACUCACAAACACAUACGACUUUUCCAGAUUAGGAGCAGGCAAGUUUUCCGGUGCUGGUGGUCCAUGCUGAAAAUACAUCACGAGGUUGAAGCAGGCAGUUGAUUUGCACGUUUAUUUUUCCGCGUCAUUUCCAGAAACGUUCAAAAUCGCAUCAGGCUUCUUCCAUUCACAAUUCAGACUUUAAAAUAAGACACUUUGAAAAGGGCCUUCUCUCUCUCUCUCUCUCUCUCUCUUAAUAACUUUUUUAUUCAAAAUUAAAACAAAACAUAUUAUCCAGAAACAUAUCAUCCUUAUUCCCCCCAUUUUUCCUCCCUCCCCCCACAGAGGCCCCCCCACCCCCCGACUUCCCUCAGUUCCAGUCUUUGAUUUCUCUAAAAAUGCUGUUUUCUGCAUGUUACACAGUUGUAUAGAUCCUCAAACUAUUUAGCUGAUUAUUAUCAAUAAAAAGUUUGUGAAUGUUUAUUCAAAACCAGCCAAGGAGUCCAGUUCGCUUUCUUGCGUCUUCAAAUACUUCGUAAAGGGUUCCCAUUCAUCUUUAAAGUCACAGUUAUCCUUGUCCCGUAGCUUGUAUGUCAGUUUUGCCAGUUCUGCAUAGUCCAUCGAUUUUUCUUGCCAUGAUUCUUUAGUUCGGGUUGAAAAGGGCUUUCUCCAGUCUUCCAGCAUCCCUCAAACGGGCUGAAAUCCAUUUGAGGCAAACUGUCAGGGCGUUGCAUGCCAGCAGUGAUUGGGAUCAGAACCAAAAGAAGAAGAGUUUGGAUUUGAUAUCCCGCUUUAUCACUACCCGAAGGAGUCUCAAAGCGGCUAACAUUCUCCUUUCCCUUCCUCCCCCACAACAAACACUCUGUGAGGUGAGUGGGGCUGAGAGACUUCAGAGAAGUGUGACUGGCCCAAGGUCACCCAGCAGCUGCAUGUGGAGGAGCGGGGAAUCGAACCCGGUUCACCAGAUUACGAGUCCACUGCUCUUAACCACUACACCACACUGCCCCCCCCGCUCUUUUGCUAUGCCUUCUUUCUCUUCAUUCCCCCACUUUAGGAGUGCAUGAAAUUAGGGUGGGGGUCACAGGCCCUCCUGGAAGAAGUUGUCUCAGAACUGUAUUCUGUACAAAUUUUCUUUUUAUGCUGAUUGUAUGUGCUUGACCGUAGAACAUUCUGAACAGUCCUCUUCGUCCUCCUCCUCCUCGAAGAUUCGGAGAACAAUGGCUUCGUCAACAAAUUCUGGUGAUAAGCGCAAGAAGAAGAAGAAGGGUAAAACUGACGAGGAAUUGGAAGAAGAAGAAGAAGAAGUGAAUGGUAAGUUUUGCAAUGACGUUUAAUCAGCCAGGAGAAAUGGUUUGAAAGAAGCAGAACAAGUGAGGUUUCAAAAAAUAAAAAACCUAUUAAUAAAAUCCCCACCCCUGCUCUAAUGCAUCUUUCUUCUUUCUUGAAAAGUAAUAUUAACAGAAUAUAUACACAAAUUCCAGUCUUAAAGGGAAGGGUGUCACUGGUUAUAUACCCAAGAUGCAGAGAAGAACUAUGUUUUCAGAAUUUCAAAACAUCUCAGAAAAACUCUAAAAAGGACAGAUGCACAUCCCCCCUAAAACAGUACAGUGGUACCUCAGGUUAAGUACUUAAUUAGUUCCAGAGAUCCAUACUUAACCUGAAACUGUUCUUAACCAGAAGCACCAGUUUAGCUAAUGGGGCCUCCUGCUGCUGCCGUGCCGCCAGAGCACAAUUUCUGUUCUCAUCCUGAAGCAAAGUUCUUAACCUGAAGCACUAUUUCUGGGUUAGCAGAGUCUGUAACCUGAAGCAUAUGUAACCUGAAGCGUAUGUAACCCGAGGUACCACUGUACAGUGAUGACUGAGCAUUCUCAGUGGUCAUGAAAUUAUUAAUUAAUUUGGAUUAAAUAUGUAGGUUUAAAUAAGUGUAAAUGUAAGAGUUAGCUCUUGGAGGUUAUAACAACUAACUUAAAAAAAAAUAUCUUAGGGUGCAGAUUUUUGUGGAACUUGAUCCUACAGAUAGCUUCAAAAUAUAUUUAGUUGUCUUACUGCUACAGCUCAAAAACUAGAUUUCAGACGUGGAGAUGCCACAUAACUAGGUUCCAUAUGGGUCAUUAUUCCAAAAUGAUUUCAAAAGUCUAUACUGGAAGAAUCUGAGGUUAAAUUUUCAAAUACCAUGUGGGAUGGGGCAAUACUCAAGGAAUGCAGCAGAACACAAAGAAUUAUACUGUUAAGAAUCUUGUUAACAUUUAUUUUUUCUUUUCCCUGAGCUACAAUGAGAUAGAUCUGUUACACAUCAAAAGCAGCAGGUUGGUGAUAAGAACUAGCAUUACUCUGUACAGUUCUACAUACUAUGUUUAUAUAUAUGUUUAUUGUAAUAAGUAGAGCAUCAAUUUCAUAGCGGUCCUCAUGGCAGUUUCUGACAAAUCGCCAUUAAAGAGCUAUAGAGACAACCAUGCUAAAAGGUUUCAAAAGCAUGACCAAAUGUUUUAAUGGUGACACUCACACAAUAACCUGACAAUUAACCUCCCUCUUUUGUUUUACCCAAAGAAUCAUCAAAGUCAUCAUUAAAAUCUUUAAAAUCCAAAGCUGUGAAAGUGAUUUCAGAGGAGGAUGGCAGCGGAAUAGACAAUGCAGUGACAACAGUAGCUACCACGUCGACAACAACACAGCCUUCGACCACAACCACCCUGCCUUCAACUACAACCAUGACCAAGCUGCCCACGACAACGACCACAACAAACCUACCUACGACCACGACGAAGACUACGACGACCACCACAAAGCUUCCUACCACCACCACAACACAGCCUACGACGGCAACGAAGCAGCCAACAACCACGACCACAACAACACAGCCUACGACAACAAAGCAGACAACAACCACGACCAAGCAGCCUACAACGACGACCACCACAAAGCUUCCUACUACCACAACGGAACUACCUUCUACAACCACAAAGCAACCUGACACAGAGAAAACAACCCCAGGAAAUAAAGGUAUUACAACAACUCCUUUGUCUGAAGAUCAUGUUAGCCAAAGCCCAUCUCCCCAACCUGAUAAGGUGACCACAUCCAACAGAAUUGCUACCACAAAACCAUUAAGCUUGCCAUCCAGCACUACUUCUGGUAUCACUGAGGCAUUGAUAAUGUCUACUGUGGCUAGUGAUAGCAUAAGCAAAGACACGAGCUCUGCUUUGAAAACCACCAUUAUUCCACCUAAAAGUACAACAACAAUAUCCAAGAGAGACACCACUACUGUAGCUAUGGAAGCAACAUCAAGAGCUGGUACAAAGACCAGUGCAGAUAGCCACGUUGCAACAACAGUGGAAAAUAAUAAAGCAACAGAUGAAACUAAUAGACGAGAUAUAACUACUGCAAAUAAAGAGACUGUAGUAACAAACGAAGACACAAUUAGAAAUGCAGAUACUUCAAUAACUGAUAAAUCCAUCACAACAAACACAGUAACUGAAACAGCCACAGGUAAUACAGAUGCAACAACACAAGCCAGGAAAGACACUGCUACUGUAGUUGGAGAGACUGUAACAACAGGAGAAACAACAGGCAGUCAGACCAUAGUAACUACAACAACGAAUGCCCCGACCGGUGAAGAGACCACUGCUGCAGAUAAGAAAACAACAUCUGUAGAAGAAACAGAAGCCAAAGCUUCUAGUCAGGAGCUAAUUACAGAAGAUAAGGAAACCAAAAACAGUAGGGUUUCUGAUAGAAAAAAGAUAACCACCCGUCUCACAGAUUCAGCUACAGCUGAUUCAAAAGAGACGGAUGUAGGUGAUAAAGAGACAACUACACUUGUGAAAGAGACGACUAUAGAGAAUAAGGAAACGGCAACAAACUCUAAAGAGAAAUCUGUUACCAAAAAAAAGAGUUCUACUAUUAUUGAAGAAAUAAGUACAUCUGCUGAAAUGACGGCUUCAGAAAACCCCAAAGAUUCAAGCACGACUGCAUUUACUGAGAGGAUGUCAACUACAGAGUUGGCAACCUUAGAUGAUGGCUCUGUUUCACCAUCGGGUACAAAAGGCACAGACACAAAAGAAAUAGGAGUUACAUCUCAGACUGUCAGGGAACCUAAGCCAACUCAGAAAUCAACUAAUGAGCCAGUUAACUCGGUGAGUCCACAAGACCAACAAACAAACUUAUUCUCAACAACACCUGCUACUCUGUUCACAGAUACACCUCAGUCUGAGGGAAAUUUUAGAAGUGCCAGGACAGAAAGGAGUACUACAGUCACAGAGACAAUAACAACACAGACUGAGCCGCCAAGUGACUUAGGCAAUCUUGAUGAUAAAAAUGGCAGACCAGAAAUUGAGAGUCCAGAAGGAACAACUAUCAAUUCAGAAACAGCAAUUCAGGGAGAUCUAACAAGUGGCACACCUACUCCUGAUAGUAAUGUUCAGGGUGACAAACCAGAAGAGACCACUGCAGUUGCAGAUACAUCGAUAACAAGUGACACAGCAAAUUCUAAUGAUAAGACUGACAAAGUAGAAAGUGGCACCAGCAUUACUACUACUACUACACAGACUGAUCUAGGUGAUACAACCAGUCCUGAUGGUGUUGAUAAAGGUGACAAACCAGAAGGGACUUCUACAGUCAGUGAGACAACAAUAACACAGACUGUUCCAGGUGACACAACCAAUCCCGAUGGUACGCCUGGAGUCCCAGGGACAUCAAUAACACAGACUACUCCAGGUGAUGGAACUAAUCCUGAUGAGGUUGAUAAAAGUGAUAAACCAGAAGGGACCACUACAGUUACUGAAACAACAAUAAUACAGACUGAUCCAGGUGACACAACCAAUCCCGAUGGUACGCCUGGAGUCCCAGGGACAUCAAUAACACAAACUACUCCAGGUGAUGGAACUAAUCCUGAUGAGGUUGAUAAAAGUGACAAACCAGAAGGGACCACUACAGUCACUGAAACAACAAUAAUACAGACUGAUCCAGGUGACACAACCAAUCCCAAUGGUGUUCCUGGAGUCCCAGGGACAUCAAUAACACAGACUACUCCAGGUGAUGGAACUAAUCCUGAUGAGGUUGAUAAAAGUGACAAACCAGAAGGGACCACUACAGUCACUGAAACAACAAUAAUACAGACUGAUCCAGGUGACACAACCAAUCCCAAUGGUGUUCCUGGAGUCCCAGGGACAUCAAUAACACAGACUACUCCAGGUGAUGGAACUAAUCCUGAUGAGGUUGAUAAAAGUGACAAACCAGAAGGGACCACUACAGUCACUGAAACAACAAUAAUACAGACUGAUCCAGGUGACACAACCAAUCCCAAUGGUGUUCCUGGAGUCCCAGGGACAUCAAUAACACAGACUACUCCAGGUGAUGGAACUAAUCCUGAUGAGGUUGAUAAAAGUGAUAAACCAGAAGGGACCACUACAGUUACUGAAACAACAAUAAUACAGACUGAUCCAGGUGACACAACCAAUCCCGAUGGUACGCCUGGAGUCCCAGGGACAUCAAUAACACAGACUACUCCAGGUGAUGGAACUAAUCCUGAUGAGGUUGAUAAAAGUGAUAAACCAGAAGGGACCACUACAGUCACUGAAACAACAAUAAUACAGACUGAUCCAGGUGAUACAACCAAUCCCGAUGGUACGCCUGGAGUCCCAGGGACAUCAAUAACACAAACUACUCCAGGUGAUGGAACUAAUCCUGACAAACCAGAAGGAACUACUCCAGUCACUGAGACAACAACACAGACUAACCCAGGUGACACAACCAAGCCUGACAGUGUAGAUAAAAAUGACAAACCAGAAGGGACUACUACAGUCACAGAGACAAUAAUAGCACAGACAGAUCCAGUUAGUGGAACACCCAGCCCUGUUGGUGAUGAUAAAGAUGAUAGGCCAGAAGGGACUACUACAGUCACAGAGACAACAAUAAUACAGACGGAUCCAGGUGAUACAACCAAGCCUGAUGGCAUUGAUAAAAGUGACAAACCAAAAGAGACUACUACAGUCACAGAGACAACAAUAAUACAGACUGAUCCAGGUGACACAACCAAGCCUGACGGUGUUGAUAAAAGUGACAAACCAGAAGAGACUACUACAGUCACAGAGACAACAAUAAUACAGACUGAUCCAGGUGACACAACCAAGCCUGACGGUGUUGAUAAAAGUGACAAGCCAAAAGAAACUACUACAGUCACAGAGACAACAAUAAUACAGACUGAUCCAUCUAGUGGAACACCGAGCCCGGUUGAUGAUAAAAAAGACAGACCAGAAAUUAUCACUACAGUCAAAGAGACAAUAGUUACCGUGACAACCCCUCAAAGUGGUACACCCAGCCCUGAUGGUCCGAAUGACAGGCCUGAAGUAACUACAAUAACAGAGACUAUAAUAACAGAGAUUAAUCCAAUCAGCCCUAGCAAUGCUAAUGAAAACAUUCCUUCAACUAGGAAUCCAGAGACCUCAGAAAAAACAACACCAAACCCCAAGCCGCCAAAUGAUCAGCCGAAUCCCAAAGGCGAUGAGAACGGUGACAAACCAGAUGAUACUACAAAAGUAACAGAGACAACAACAAUAAUUACACAGCCCAAGUCACCCAGUGAAACACCAAGUCCCAAUCAAAGUGACAAACCAGACAAGCCAACUCAAGUCACACAGACAACUACUACCAUCAAAACAGAAUCCAAACCACUGAGUGAUUCCCCUAACCCUGAGGAAAGUGACAAGCCAGAUAGCAUCACUACAGUUACGAAAACAACUACAACUACCACAACAGAAUCAAAUCCCAGUUCACCUAACCCCGAUGACAAUCCUAAAAAUGGCAAGUCAGAAGUUAUCACUAAAAUUACACGGAUAGUAACAACUACUACAACUACAACCACCACCCAAUCAAAUACAACUGACCAUCCAGAAACAACCACCCGUGAUGUUACAACUAAUACAAAAAUUGAUCUUGUUUCAGAUAGCGAACCCACCAAGGAAACUCCAACUAACAAGAAUACAAACACUACAGUAACACAGGUGACUACAACUUCCUUGAAAACAUCAAAAACCCCUGACACCCCAUCCUCGACUGUGGACAAGACUACAACGUAUACCUCCACUUUGCCCACCAUACUUAUACCUACAAAAAGAAAAACUACGACAUACUCCACAAUCUCUAGCGUAAGGCUUCCCGAGUGGAUUACCAACCUAACUGCAGAGUAUGUUCGACCAGAAAAGUUUGUCACACCUCUGUUGUACAAAGGUAUGAUUACUACUACUUCUUUUAUUUUAUUUUUACACUUUUUAAAUUUUUAAAUUUCUUUUAAUGCAAUUGAGAUAGAUAGAUAGAUAGAUAGAUAAAUAAAUAAAUAAAUAGACGAUAGAUAGAUAGAUAAUUGAAUUUUAGGGUGAGUUUUUUGUUAUGUUAAAAAAAGAACUGUGUAUCAAUAACUGUGCUGGUCCCGAGGGCUAACCGUGCGGCGAGGUCCAAGGUUGAGGGUGCGGUAUGGAGGCUGUCCGUCAAAGCUGAAGCGGGGUCCAAGGCAGGGAGUCAGGUGAGGUCAGGAACUCUGGCGAAAGAGCAGGACAGGGUGCAGGCAGGAACAGGCUACCAACAAUGUUGCUCCUGCAACCUGGGACUGGGGCUGGCUGGCUUUUAUCUGCCCCGAGGCAUAGGGCGGCCCCGGUCCACAGGUGACUCGCCUCUCCUGGCCUGGAGGCAAGCACUCCUCCUGCGGGAACUUAGUUCCCUCUGCCUCUCUGCCCUGAGCCUCUGCAGCUCAGGAGAGGCUGGAGGGUUACCGGACCCAGAGGCAACCUCAGCUUCCCCUGACAGGGCUGAGAGUGGAGCACCUGCAGGCAAUGGGUCCUCCAUCACCUCAGAGGCCAGAGCAGACUCAGCUGGUGCCUGCACCUGAGGAUCCAGCACAGGUGAGGACCCUUCAGGCUCAUGCCCCAGCCCCAGCUCAGCUGGUUCUGGAGGCAGGGAAUCCUGUGCAGGCUGGGAUUCCUCAGGUUCAGCCUCCGAGUCCGAAUCCCAGGCCAUCACAAUAACUCUCUCUGGAGUGAAGUUUUGAAGAGCUACAUGGGAUUCUAGAAAAAGUCAAAGGAGAAAUGCCUCCUUUGUUUCCUCUCGAGUCUGAACAUGCGCAGUCUUCGCUAAUCUGGUGCCCUCCUUAUGUUCUGUAAUAUAACUCCUACGGCCCCAGCUGACAUGUAGUCUGAAAUACCUGGAGGGCACCAGGUUGACAACAGAUAAGCGAUGGUAACAUGACGGACGUAUUUAUGAAGGUAUUUUUCAAAUACAGUGUGGUCCCAGUUCAUUAUACAAAGUUUUAUCAUUAACAUUUGCAAUAUUUAGUGUGAGAGGCUGGCUAGAAUUGAUUCCCCCCCCCCCCAGACAUAUGGGCCACAACAUAUCUGCAUGCAUCUGCUGGGUGUAAAAAUAUGAAAAUGUGUAAUAAUGGCUGUUUUCAUGUCCUCGGGGAGAAAUAGCAACCCUUUGGUUAGAACAGGGGUUGGCAACGUGCGGCCCAUGGGCCGGAUGCGGCCCACGAAGACCGUUUUACCCGCCCCCUGUGCCGCCCCCGAGCCGCGCCGCCCGCUCGGCAAUUCCCCUCGCUGCGCCGUGCUGGUUUAGUGCAGCACGCGGGGAGUCGCCGGGCAGUGCCGGAAAUUGUGUGUGCACACGCGCAUGUCCAGACGCUGAAGUGAUUUCCAGCUCCGCGGACAUGCACAGACGUGAUUUCCAGCAUCACGCUGUGCCAGUCCAGCCCACGGAAGAUCUCUGUGGGAGUGAUCCGGCCCAUGGCUGGUAAACCUUGCCGACCCCUGGGUUAGAAAGAGAACUCCAAAAUAAUGCAUGAGGUAACUGUUUAGUAUUUUUAGAUUUCCAGGUGACAAGCAGGAUUGUGGAGUGAGAUGCAUUGGUUAUGCUCUGUGCAACUGUAAUGUACUGGAAUAAAGGGCAAAAAAAGUUAUAUUUAGACAACCCUUUAGAAUGCCCUACGUAUAAUAACCCUUCCCCUGGCAAUAUGUAGCAGGAGGAUCCUUAUACUUGCUUUUGACCAUUCUUUAAUAGUUUUCUUUGUGUUUUGCUUAAAGCUGAAGUCAAGAGUUUUGCAGAUUCACACUUUACAUUGUGGAGAACGUCUUGUAAAAAUCAACAGGUGUUAAUAAUGCCAUGUAUGCUCAUUCUUGCUCAUUCGUGUUGCUAACAUAGUCUCCGUGAUAAGUCAGUUUUACAUUGUCUGCCCUGAAGUUCCACAGUCUGAUGAGGUGAUGAGCCCCAGAACCAACACCAUAAAGCACUAUUCGUCCCACAUGGAUAGGAGACUACAAUACAGGUCCAGUGGAACGGGCAUGGAUUCACAACACCUUCAAGAACAGAAGUGGCCAAGGCAUGCAUUUGUGUUGCCAAGGUGCUAUGAAUCUGUCCCUAUCCGGCCAUUUGGAUGCAGCAAGAACUGCAGACACAAUUCAUUGGAGUUUAAAUCAGGCCACAACUCUAUGGAUUACAGAUACAAAUGAGUUUGGGCUUAGCAUAGGGUAGCCCACCAAGACCUGCCGGAGGGUCAAGCUUGGUGUGGGUUAGACCUAUGACAUACCUCAAAUAGGUACAGUGGUACCUCUGGUUGUGAACGGGAUCUGUUCUGGAGGCCCAUGAAAAGAGCGCAACCUGAAGCGCCGUAUCUGCACAGGUGUGCGGCACGAUUUGGUGUUUGUGCGCCUGUGCGAAGCGCAGUUUAGUGCUUCUACGCAUGCGUGAGCAGCGAAACCUGGAAGUAACCCUUUCCGGUACUUCCGGGUCGCCGCGGGACGUAACCUGAAAGAACGUAACAUGAAGUAAACGUAACAUGAGGUAUGACUGUACUACCCCACAGGCUUGCCAUGCUGGGGAGUGCUAUGGCCCUUGGCCCCUCCCUGGAUGUUUGGAUAGUAGCAUCUCCCCUAUGGAUCCCUUUUUAAAUUUUAUUUUGACAAAGUAAUAAUCAUAAAUAAAUAAGAUUAAAAAUGUGCACCCCACCACCGAGACCAUUCCAUUGUAACUAUCCAACCUCCCAAAAUUUCAACACCUCUUGCAAUGGGGUGACCCCUUUCAGUUUUAACAGUACAAAUUCUACAAACACCUCCCAUUUCUCCUCAAAAUCAUUUCUCCUGCAUAUUCCCCAUCUUAUCUGAACGGCACAUGUUAAUUUAUCAUUAAUAGCUAUAUCCCACACCUCUUUAUACCAUUCUUCCAUUUUAUAUUCUGCUUGCCCCUUCCACUUCCUAGCUAUCAUAAGUCGUGCAGCUGUCAAUAAAUUUGUGAGCAAGUCCUUCGUAGCCUGUGAACCUUCCACCCCAUCGUAAAUUGAUAAUAAUGCUACCUCUAGACUUUUGGUCAGCUUUAACCCAGUGAUCUAUGGAUCCCUUUAAUGGGAUACCCCACCACCAUGGAGGGGGAAACCCAGACACACAAUGCCCUCUCUGCCACUGACUAGGAAUAUACCCAAUGCCAUAUCCAUCAAAGUUAUGGCCAUUGCUAUGAGGAAGGCAAAACCCUCAGACAGGCCCAAUUAGCCUGAUAGGACAAAUCCCUGCCUGCCCCGAAUACGGCAACCAUAAAAACCAUAGCAAGGUCAAGCAAAUACAUUCAAUUGCCAGCAAACCGUAAGACCACGACUGAGGGAGGGAGGGAAAACCGAAGCCAACUGUGGUCCUGAGCGAGGGACACAUUGGCUUUUAUUCCAUCAGAGUGGACCUAGAUGAGGACUCCCGAGGAAUUGAGCCUGGGCCCAACCAUACCCUCAGCCACACCUGUGGUUGGCCACAAACAUGGGUGGGCACAUUUGAAUCCUGCGUCGGCCAGGAGAGGUUGGAACGUCUUCCAAUCAGGCGGAGGAGACCAGGGGUGUGUUGCAGGAAGGGCGACAGGGUCAGAGGUGGCGGCGGACUGCAAACACUGUGUCACUGAAAGGGCGAGCAGAUAAGUCUCAUGCAGUGUGCAACGCACCCAGCUUCUAUAUAUUACAAACCUAAGUGUCCAACUCUCACCUAAUCCCAUCUGCAUGAAUACACUGCACUCUUAACAGUACUAAAAAAGGACUUGGAAUAACCAUUGGUACCAACAUGCAGCUGUGAUGGCGGUGGCAAAUCUUGAUAUAAUCAGUGCCUUUAUGUUGAUUCAGCUCCACCAGAGGGUGUAUCCAUUCUCUAGCCUUCAGCCAGUUGGCGUGAAAGAUCCCUGACAAAAAUACACUCAGGUUGUAUGUGUACAAUUCAGAAAUACUUUGCAAGAAUGAUGUGUUUCCUUAACAUUUCCCACUUCCCCCCAAUCCAUUGCCAUGUUAGAAGAGCAGAGAAGGGUGAAGAAGCCUUGUAGAAGAGCAACAGUCGCAAUCAUAGACCUGGCAGGUGUAAUUUCAACUCCUAGACUGGAAUUACACGCUAAGCUGUGUUGUAUUUUACUUUCUUUUCCCCAAGGAGCUCAGGCAUGAUAUUCUUACAUUAUGUUGGGAGGGGUGGGUAAAGUUAAGCUGACAGAGAGUGACUGGCCCACACUCACCCAGCAAAAUUUAUUGACAAGCAGGGAUUUGAACAUAAAUCGUAUGGGUCCAAAUACAACCAUCUUCUCAAGAACAACGGGUUUUUUUUCAAUAUGUGGGUAUUUCUAUGAGUACAUUUAGCAAUACAUUAACACCAGAAAGCAAAAGAUCCAUGUGCCAGGAGGGAUCCAGCUUCAGGUCGUUCUGUCUUUGCCAAAACCUGCCUCAGAGGAUUGUUGUAAGGAUAAAAAUGAGUGGGACUGUACCACCUAACAGCUUCUUUAAGAAAGGGUGGAACAAGACUAAUGAAUUUGAGCGUUGCCAAAAAUUAUUCCUAUAUGAGCCCAUACACCCAGUUGCUCAUCUGCAAUACAAUAAUGACCAAUCUCAUGCAUAUGAGUGGUAAAGAAUAUUAACACCACCUUCCAAUAGACAUAUCAGUAGACUAAGCUGUAUUUUUAUUUUUUUAAAAAAGUUUUUAUUUUAUUGAAUAUGGUGUAUCAAAUGGUGCCUUUUGGGUUGAUACGAAUGUUAAGAUCAAAGCUUUUGAAGACCAUGUAUGGUUGCAUCUACACAAUGGCUUCCCCCAAUGAAUCCUGGGAGAUGUCGUUUGUUAAAGGGGCUGGUAACCGUGCUAUGUGAAGGGUCAAAUAAAAUUUCCAAGAUUCUUUGGGGGAAGACAUGGCUAUUAAAGUGCUCUAAAUGCAUGGUGCCAGAGAAGUAUAGAGCUGGAAGGAAUCUUUUUGACCAUCUAGAUCAGCGGUUCUCAACCUGUCGGUCCCCAGAAGUUGUUUGACUACAACUCCCAUCAUCCCUAGCUAGCAAGGCCAGAGCUCAGGGAUGAUGGGAGCUGUAGUCCAACAACAUCUGAGGACCCACAGGUUGAGAACCGCUGAUCUAGAUCAAUGUUUCCCAAACUUGGGUCUCCAGCUGUUUUUGGACUACAGUUCCCACCAUCCCUGACCACUGGUCAUGCUAGCUAGGGAUGAUGGGAGUUGUAGUUCAAAAAAACAGGUGGAGGGCCAAGUUUGGAAACACUGAACCUUAUCCAACCCCCUGCUCAGUGUGGGAAAUUUAGGGCCAGAGCAUCUCCAACAGAUUCUCUGUUUAGCCUUUGCUUUAAGACCUCUAGACUUUUCACCCCGAUAAGUAAUGUGUUUGACUGUCAAACUGUUCUUACUGGCAAGUAGUUUCUCCUCAUGACAACUGAAAUCUACCCUGUUGUAAACUUUAGCCUGUUAGACCCAGUCCUGCCUUUUGUUCCUUGCUCCUCUCCUCCAGGAUAAAAAUGCCCAGUUGCUCCAACCUUUUCCUCAUAAGAGCUUGUUUUCCGUGAUUGCGUAUGGUCUGAUUGGAGAGCAAAUCACUGGAUCCUUGAGAACCUUCUAGAACUGGUCAGUGCAAAUAUUUUGGAGAGGAGUGCUCAAAGUCAAUUAGCAAGGAGUACAUUAAAUCUGGCAUUUAUCUUUGUGAGAAUUAUGUCCUUGGAACAAGUCUUAGGGUUAAUGCCCAGUGAAUAUUGUUAGCAUAAACUAAAGCGUUUAGGAUUAACCUUUUUUAGUAGAGGAUCCUUCACGAUAUAAAACUUAGAAUUGUAAAAUUAAAAUGACUUAUUUUGUACCAGAUGUACCUCAAGAGAUGAACUUAUGCAACCGGAAGCCGGCAGAUGGGAUAGUCCCUUUACAAAAUGGAUCACUGGCUGUAUUCAGAGGUGAGUAAGCAGACUGGUGAGCUUAAUGGGUUGUUUUGUUUUUUUACAAAACAUGACAAAAAUGCAGAACAUAUUGUUAUGUACAUAUCAGUCCCAGUUCAGAUGAAUGUGCUUUCAACUAAACACAUACACACAAAUGACUGAUGGUUCUUGGUGGACAAGUAUCCCCAACCUCACCCACAUCAAAAAUACACAGCCUGUCCCCCCCCUUUAAAAAGAUACAGCCAGUACAAUGGUACUUAAAAAAGCAUGGAACUGCCAAGGGAGAUGUACAUCAAAUAAGCCUACUUUCAUAGAGCCAUCUCUCUCACUGGACUGGGACAAUUAUGUUUCAAUGGCCAAAGAACACUUGCCUUUUGCAGAAAAUAGCUACCACCGUCUUCAAACCACCAAAAACAACAUGUACAGGAUUCCACAAAUUGAUGCAUCAGGGCACCACUCUUGCCCCUUCUAGCAAGUACCCCUAUAUUGAGAAGGUUGAGUACUACAGAGAGACUGAUUCCUGAGGAUUAAUCCAUUCCCCUUUCUCCAUAUGUUCAACCUCUGCUUGAUUUUGCAGGCCAUUACUACUGGUUGCUGAAUGGAACGAGUCCACCAUCACCUUGCCCCCGUAAAAUCACAGAGGUGUGGGGUAUCCCCUCUCCCAUCGACACAGUCUUUUCUAGAUGUAACUGUGAUGGCAAAACCUUCUUUUUUAAGGUGGGUCACAUGAAUUCCUCAAUGUGCUUGACAGAUCACCGACAUGUUGACAUUUGUAGGAGGCGAUUAUAACCUGGAGAUCAUCAAUGUCGCACGAAAACAAAACAAAUGAACAAACAUAACCUGAAUUUUGCAACCAUAAAAUGUCACACCCUGAUUGCUUAUAUCCUUACUUACCAUGCACCGGUUAAUUGGUGAUUGUUGGUUGUCCAAACUAUUCUUUGUACAGAUGGAUGCGUUUUGUAGAAUCUGUGAAGUUUUAUUUCUGUUGCGGUUUCUGUCAGAUGCAAGAAAGAAAUUGUGCUUUUCUCUGAGGCGCUUAACUUGUGUCUGGGCUGUACAACUUCAGACUGUAGGCAGGACACACAUGAUCAAAUGUUUCCCUAAACAAAAAUAAAACAAAAUGAUUAAUUCCACCCUCACAGAAAACUAGCACUACCAUAUCAGGGAGCAGGCUUCGUCCUUUUCCGACCAACAUUAUUUGAGCACGGCAUAACAGCUGUCAUUUUCUGGCUUGAAAUACUUUCAUGGCCAUUUCUAGAGUUGAACUAGGAUACAGUCCAACAAUCUUAGUGGAGUUAAGCAUGCCUAAGGCUGUAAUUCAAUGCACUGUUACCUAGGAGUAAGCCCAACUAAACACAAUGAGACUUAUUUCUGGGGAAAUAGGCUCAGGGUUAUGUUACCACUGUGUUAGAUUGAGGCCACUGGUACAGAAGUUUUUCCAAGUGACCUUUUUAUUGAUCAUUUAUCCUGACUGGUUUGUACGAAGUUUGCAGGGUGCCUAUGCAAGUCUGUUGUUCAUUAACUCUUCAUUCUCACUUGUUUGCAGGGAGGUGAUACUGUAUCCAGCAAUAGCUCUCUCAAACUUUCCUUCUUGUACACUGCCCAGUUUUUAAAAUACUGUAUACAGUGGUACCUUGGUUUACAAAGAUAAUCUGUUCCAGAGGUCCGUUUGUAAACUAAAACAGGUUGUAUCCCAAGGUGCGCUUUCGCCAAUGGGGCCUAAAAAAUAAAUAAAAAAUGUUCGUAAUCCAAAAAAAUUGGGUUGUAAUCCAAAAAAAGGUUGCAAACCGGGACAUGCACUUCCGGGUUUGACGUGUUUGUAAUCCAAAACAUACACAAACCAAGUCGUAUGCAAACCAAGGUAUGACUGUAUAUAUUUUGGGAAACGGCUUUGUUGUGCAAGAGUGGUGAAUUCACUUUAAUUGUGCAGACCGAAUUUAUUGGUAUGCAGUUGAAUCCCACCCAUGAAAUAGAGAAUGUCCGGAAGGACUUUAGGCAGCAGCAAAGAUAAGGAAGCAUAUGCUGUAUUCACCUUUAAACACAAUAAGGAGUGGGAAAGUUAAUGAGCACAAGGCAAAGCUGUCAGUCAGCUGCAUAAAUCUCAAUAUCUGAUUUUUAAUCAAUUACAUUGGCACAAAUUUGGAAGAGAAAACCUUAUGUGGAGGGAAAAUACGUUGCAGAGUUAAAAUAUGUUGCAGAGUUCACAAAAUAUAGUGCAGAGGCAAUUAUAUUCCACCCAGUGGAGCUUUUACUUGUGCUGAAGGCAAAUGAACAUCACGGUCACAAAUCCAAAUGCCUUCAGGAUUAGCACAGUCCAUAAAAAAUCCAGUUGCAGCACUUGCAGAAACUUACAAACUUAUCUUAUGAGACCAAGACCUUAACACUAAGCAUACCUAUGUACAGAACAGAGAUAGAAAGAGAAAGGGAAACCUAGGCUCCUUCUGGCCUAUAUUUAUAGUCAGCAUGACCUUAAUUGGAAGAAGGUAAGAGAACCAGUUCAAAUCAAAUGUACUCAGAAAUAACCCAAACAAUCAUGGCCCUUCUGUCUGCCUCUCUCACACAGAGAAGCUUCUAGAAUCCUCUUGAAUUCAUAGGAAUAGGAAUAAUCUCUAUACAUUAGCUCAGUACUUUAUGAACUAAGAAAUGCAAGCUGACACUCCCCCCAUUUGUUAGUUGCAGGAAGUAUUGAUCUGCAAAACACUUAUAGGAAAAAAACAUUGCAUGUACACCUUCCUUCUACAUCUAGUUAUGCAAAACACGAGUCAGCUCCUCCUGAAAUUUACCUCAGGAAAUGGGAAACACCACCAAGCAUUCAGCUCAAGUCCCAUAAAGACAGCUUCUGACCAGCUUACCCAACCUGCUUACUCCCCAGGAACACCUGGCACAGGCAUUGCAUUAAAUAACGAGCGUCAAUUACCACCAGCUGAUCCAGCUUCCACCUUUAAAGGAGCAUUUCCCAAAAAGUGGGAGUAGGACCUCUGUUCUUACUAAGCAAAACCUUUAGGUAGCUCACUUUGUGUCGUUCAACACUAGGGUUCUCUAAAUAGCCAGUUCAAACCACCUGUACUCGGAAAUAACCCAAACCAUCAUGACCCUUCUGCCUGCUUCCCUCACACAGAGAAGCUUCCAGAAGGGUUGUGAUGGUUUGGGUUAUUUCCGAGUACAGGUGGUUUGAAUUGGUUCUCUUAUCUCCUUCCAAUUAAGGUCAUGCUUAAGAAGGUUGAGCUGUUUUUUCUGGGAGUCAGGGUGUCUUUCUGCUACUCACAGAAGCAUCUGGAAAUACAGUGGUACCUCAGGUUACAGACACUUCAGGUUACAGACUCCGCUAACCCAGAAAUAUUACCUCGGGUUAAGAACUUUGCUUCAGGAUGAGAACAGAAAUCGUGUGGCGACAGCGGGAAGCCCCAUUAGCUAAAGUAGUACCUCAGAUUAAGAACAGUUUCAGGUUAAGAACGGACCUCCAGAACGAAUUAAUAACUGUUUUUCUGCUGAUAAAUUGCAGGGCUAGCAACAAAAGGCUAGGGUUUAUUCUUGUAGAAGGAAGGUGUACAUGAAAAUCCCGCCCCCCUCAAUAAGUGUUUUGCAGAUCAAUACAUCCUGCAACUAACAAAUGGGGGGGGGAGUGUCAGCUUGCAUUUCUUAGUGCAUAAAGUCUUGAGCUGAUGUAUAGAGAUUAUUCCUAUGAAUUCAAGAGGAUUCUAGAAGCUUCUGGAAGCUUCUCUGUGCGAGAGAGGCAGGCAGAAGGGUCAUGAUUGUUUGGGUUAUUUCUGAGGAAGCUCUGCUGGAUGAAAUACGGCCUCUGGUCUAUUUUUUGAGAAUUCUGCAACGUGUUUUAAGGUUUUCCUCCACACGUAUGACAGUUUUGAAGAAUAACAUAUUUUUCUCUUGUUUUCAUUUGGUGCAGAUAUGCGUCACACAGGGAUUCAGCUUAGAAACGACAUCCUCCCCUUUCUUUCACAUCUCUUAUAAAUGGUGCCUAAGCCAUGCAGUUUUUUAGGAAUAUGUGUAUUAACACACAUGACAUUUUUAAAGGGAUACCUGACUAAUUGGCAACACUAUUCUAGUCAGCCACCUGCCCAGGUUUUUUGAACUGGCUGAUCCAUUAAACAUUGCAGCCUUAAGCAAGCUUCAUUUAUAAAUGUAACAACAUUUCAGCCAGAAUGACAGAUCGGUUUUUGUGCACACCAUUAAUGUCUCUGAAGAAGAGGGAGAAACCACCACAGAGUUCGGCACCUGGUAAAAACAUCUUAAAAAUUAAUAUGGAAACAGCUUGAAGGACGGGAGUAGUUUCCAAGAAACACUAAAACGCUGCGCCACACCUCAUAUUAAAUAUUUCCUAUUCCUCAGCUGGAAUUUUAAAUAGCGUUUGAAGCAGUUAGUGACCCCUGAAAUGCCAGCAAUCUGUGUUCAUUAUACCACAAUAUAAUAAGGAAGUUUGUGGGAAGGGCAGGACAUUCUGCUGAACGAAUCCAAGGAAUAACCUUCCAGGAAGCUGAAAGGAAGUGGGGCAGAAAAUCUGGCUGCAUGCGGUAUUCUUGGUGACCCCUCAAAAUUUUGCAACUGUUUGGGUCGUUGGGCUGGUUCUGUUUGGUGAGGUGAAAACCCUAUUUUCUAGAGACGACCCAGAUUUGGAGAAGCCGUCCUGGAUUCUGAUUUGAUCCUGGAAUGUCCCAUUUUUCUUUAGGAUGUCCCCAUUUUCAUUGGAGAAAUGUUGGAGGGUAUGGAGUUAUCCACACACCCCCAAGCCAUCGGAAGGCAACCCUAUACAGUGGUACCUCGCAAGACGAAUGCCUCGCAAGACAAAAAAACUCGCUAGACAAAAGGGUUUUUUGUUUUUUGAGCUGCUUCGCAAGACGAUUUUCCCGAUGGGCUUGCUUCGCAAGACGGAAACGUCUUGCAAGUUUGUUUCCUUUUUCUUAAUACAGUUGCGACUUGACUUCGAGGAGCAACUCAUAGAACGCGGUGUGGUAGGCUUUUUUGAGGUUUUUAAAGACUUUGGUGAUUUCUGAAGCUUUCCCAAAACUUUCCCGACACCGUGCUUCGCAAGACGAAAAAAAUCGCAAGACGACAAAACUCGCGGAACGAAUUAAUUUCGUCUUGCGAGGCGCCACUGUAUAGGGAAGAUUUUUUUAAUGUUUAAUGCUUUAUUAUGUUUUUUAUAUGUUGGAAGCAGCCCAGAGUGGGCUGGGGCAACCCAGUAAGAUGUGUGGGGUAUAAAAUAGUAAAAUUAUCAUGAUGGAAUGGGGUGCCCCUAUUUUUAUCGGAGAAAUGUUAGAGGGUAUGGCGGUGGCGCCGGGUUGAUUUUAAGAGCCUUGCAUAUCUAACCUUUAUUUGUGUAGCUUAAGCAAGAGGGUUUUGCCGUUGUUGUUUAAGCCAAAUGCGAGAGCCAGUUUGAUGUCGCAUUUAGUGUGAUGCUUUGGACCCAGUUUCAAAAUCCCACUCAGCCCAAGCUACCUGGCAGGGCGGUUAUGAAGAUAAAAGGUGGACAGGAGGAACAAUGGAUAGUGCUUGGAUCAACUUGAAAGGAAAUGUGGGGUAUAAAUUUAAGAACAAAUGAAUCAUAUUUUUAUAUUCUAUGAGGUAUGCUCACUUACGUCUAAACAAUUAACUGUGUUCCAGAUCAUUUUCCCCCACACUGUCUUCUGCUUCUUUCUUAUGUUCUCAAUACAUGUUGCCAGCGUUUUUUUGCUUUUAAAAAGGACACACCUAAAAUUGAAGUCUUGCAAGUAAGCCAAGCCUGGCAGUAACCUCAGUAGGUCAGAUUCUGACGGCCAAAUCUUGCCUGUUUUAUUGAAAAUGACCAGUUUUUUUGGUUUUUUUUAAAAAGUUAAGCUAAUUCCUUCCAUCUAACCACAUAUAUGCCAGUGACCAUUGGCACAGUCUAUCUAAAGAUACAUUUGUUCAUUUUGAAGUAAAGUGUUGGCACAGGUUUUCACUAAUUUUUUUUUUUUUUGGCUAAAUCUCAGGAAAAUCAACAUGACUGCAAAUAGGCCGCCCUGCCCUAGCAUUAGACAGAUGGGGGCUUAAUUUGCAAAUGGGUAAUUGGCAAGAGGCUACAUUUUAUUUACUGAAUUUCCCCCAAAGAGGAUAAAUUUGGAUUAAAUGGGAGAUGGGGAAAUACUAACUGGUAUUUCGAUGCUAAUAUGUGGAUGCUGCAACAAACAACAACACAAAAAACACGCAUAGAUGUGGAGGACACGUCCCCAAUAGACACACAGUCCUCCCCAAAACAAAAUGGCGGCCACCUCCAGUGAUUCAAAAACAGAAAGCUCUAUUUUAUUUGCUGUUGUGAGGGGAAAAAAUGGUUGAAAAAGUCCCUUCUUUUCCAGACACUCUUAAGUCUUCGUUGUUAUUACUUUAUGUCUAUUGCUGGUGUGUUGCUGUAGAUCAGGGGUCAGCAAACUUUUUCAGUAGGGGGCUGGUCCACUGUCCCUUAGACCUUGUGGGGGGUCAGACUAUAUUUUUGGGGGGGAAUGAACAAAUUCCUAUGCCCCACAAAUAACCCAGAGAUGCAUUUUAAAUAAAAGGACACAUUCUACUCAUGUAAAAACACGCUGAUUCCCGGAUCGUCCAAGGGCUGGAUCGAGAAGGCGAUUGGGCCGGAUCCGGCCCCCGGGCCUUAGUUUGCCUACCCAUGCUGUAGAUUAACGUGAGAAAAUAAAGAUAAAACGAAUCCAGGAAUAAUUUUGAAUUACUACAGCUAGUGGCCAUACAUAUGCACAGACCCAAAGCAAAAUAUAUACCGUAUUUUUUGCUCUAUAAGACGCACCAGACCACAAGACGCACCUAGUUUUUGGAGGAGGAAAACAAGAAAAAAAAAUUCUGAAUCUCAGAAGCCAGAACAGCAAGAGGGAUCGCUGCGCAGUGAAAGCAGCAAUCCCUCUUGCUGUUCUGGCUUCUGGGAUAGCUGCGCAGCUUGUAUUCGCUCCAUAAGACGCACACACAUUUCCCCUUACUUUUUAGGAAGGAAAAAGUGAGUCUUAUAAGGCAAAAAAUACGGUACUUAAUGCUGGCUGGCUAGUUUUGUUUGUUUAACUAGCUUUGUGGAAUAGAAAAUAAUAGGACAAGAGAAAUACACAGGAAAUACUGUACAUUAAAAAGAACAGCAUCACUAAAUAAUACUGACUCAGAGCCAUGUGAUGUCUGAGGCUGAAUGUCAUCUACAAGCUGAUCAAAAUUAGGGUUUUUGAUGAGAUGGUAAUAAUAAUGUUUCUGCCUUUGUACUAAGCUCUCCCUUCCCCAAACAACUUGGGAAUAAUUCCUAUUGAGGAAAAGGUGGUGAUAAUAAGGAUUACCUCUAAAAUGCCCCCCUCCCACCACCACAACAGCAGCAACAACAUAUGUCCACAUUAAAGGCACGUAAGCCCAAUGAAAUCUACAUUUAAUGUUUGACGUAACUUCAGCCAUUUUAAUUCUCAGGAUUCUCAGUACUGGCGCUUCACCAAUGAUAAAAUGGAUUCUGGCUAUCCCAAGGCAAUUGUAAAAGGAUUUGGAGGACUGAAUGGAAAAAUUACAGGUGCUCUCUCUGUGGCUAAACACAAGAACAGGCCAGAAACGGUUUAUUUCUUUAAAAAAGGUAAGAUUUAUAUUUAGGGUGCAUGUCAGAUACAUCGGAAACACCGGAUAGAAUCCAAUAUGUAAGGCCAGUGAGAGCCUUGCAUAUUUUUUUAAAAAAGGUAAAGGACCCCUGACCGUGGCCGACUCUGGAGUUGCGGAGCUCAUCUCGCUUUACUGGCCGAGGGAGCCGGCGUACAGCUUCCAGGUCAUGUGGUCAGCAUGACUAAGCCACUUUCUGGUGAACCAGAGCAGUGCGCGGAAACACUGUUUACCUUCCCGCCGGAGCGGUACCUAUUUAUCUACUUGCACUUUGACAUGCUUUUGAACUGCUAACUUGGCAGGAGCAGGGACUGAGCAACGGGAGCUCACCCCGUUGUGGGGAUUCGAACCGCCGACCUUCUGAUCGGCAAGCCCAAGAGGCUCAGCGGUUUAGACCACAGCGCCACCUGCAUCCCUUGGAUAUUUAGGCUUGGUUAAAAUAAUACCAAUUUUGAACAUUCAUCACAAAACUAAAUUAUCAGAUAUACAGUACAGUGCAUUGUGUGGUCUUGGAUCGAUGCCUGGUAUUCUAGCUGGCACUGAAACAAAGCCAUUUUUUCUCAAUUAUAUCUACAUAAAUUUACAAGAGAAAUAAGAGUUUUGAAAGGGGAGGGGAAAGCAUAUUGUUUUUAAAAUUAUGCAUGCACAUAUCACAAAGGUUGCCACCUUGGAAGAAACAUUCUGUAGAUGGAGACAUUCUUCUAAGAUGGAAACUAUUACCGGACUUGUAAAUACUUGUAUGAAAAAGGUAGCUUUGAAACUAUCUGCUGCCUAAUUAAUAAGGGAUACUUUAAUUGAUCAAAAGCUUUAAAAUCUUUUGGUUGUUAUAGUACAACAUUAUACACACAGUAAACCCAUUGAAAUUAAUGGACCCAAGUUAAUUGUGUCUAUUAUUUUCAAAGGAUCUGCUCUGUGUAGGACUAACAUGCAAUAUAACCCAAUGGAUUUUAUAUAUUAAACAUUGCUAAUCUGUAAAAACUGAAACAAAAUGUAAACCUUUUUUUGUCAAAGGGUGUUUAAGGAGAUAACAGAAAUCACUGGCUUAAAGCUGACCAAAAGUCCAGAGGUAGCAUUAUUAUCAAUUUACGAUGGGGUGGAAGGUUCACAGGCUAUGAAGGACUUGCUCACAAAUUUAUAGACAGCUGCACGACUUAUGAUAGCUAGGAAGUGGAAGGGGCAAGCAGAAUAUAAAAUGGAAGAAUGGUAUAAAGAGGCGUGGGAUAUAGCUAUUAAUGAUAAAUUAACAUGUGCCGUUCAGAUAAGAUGGGGAAUACGCAGGAGAAAUGAUUUUGAGGAGAAAUGGGAGGUGUUUGUAGAAUUUGUACUGUUAAAACUGAAAGGGGUCAAACCAUCGCAAGAGGUGUUGAAAUUUUGGGAGGCUGGAUAGUUAUAAUGGAAUGGACUCGGGGUGGGGUGCAUGUUUUUAUUCUUAUUUAUUUAUGAUUAUUACUUUUGUAAAAACAAUUUUUUAAAAAAUGUACAAAAUAUAAAAAAGAAUGAAAAACGAAAACAAAAGACAAAAAAAAAGCCUUAACAACUGAUUAAGUAAAUUGCAACCCUAGUUCAGGAGUUAAAAUAUGAAUAUACCGUAUUUUUCCGUCUAUGAGACGCCCCGAUGUAUCAGGGUGGACCCCAAUUUAAGAAAAUGGGGGGGGGGAGAUGUAUCUGUGUAUAAGACGCGCCCAAAUUUUUGACAUUAUUUUUUAGGAAAGAAACCUAGUCUUAUACACGGAAAAAUACGGUACUGAGUUUUGGAAAUGUCAGUUGUGACAAUGCAGACUGUACAAUUGGACUGUCAAUUUAUAAUUAUAUACUAACAUCACGAUUGAUCUAAUGUUCUGAAUCAGAAUCAGUUGUAAGGGAUCCCUCUGCAAUGCAGAAACCACGGCUCAAAUAUCCCUGACAGGUGGCCAUCUGACCUCUGCUUAAAGGUAAAGGGACACCUGAUCAUUAGGUCCAGUCGUGGCCGACUCUGGGGUUGCGGCGCUCAUCUCGCUUUAUUGGCCGAGGGAGCCGGCGUACAGCUUCCGGGUCAUUUGGUCAGCAUGACUAAGCCGCUUCUGGCGAACCAGAGCAGUGCACGGAAACGCCGUUUACCUUCCCGCAAGAGCGGUACCUAUUUAUCUACUUGCAUUUUAACAUGCUUUUGAACUGCUAGGUUGGCAGGAGCAGGGACCGAGCAAUGGGAGCUCACCCUGUCGCGGGGAUUCGAACCGCCGACCUUCUGAUCGGCAAGUCCUAGGCUCUGUGGUUUAACCCACAGCGCCACCCGCGUCCCUUGACCUCUGCUUAGAAACCUCCAAUAAAGGAGAAUCUGCCUCCUUGAGGGAGUCUUUCCCACUGGGGAAAAGAUUUUACCACCAGCUUGUUCCAGGGUGCUGGGAAUUGUAGUUUUGUGGGGUCCAGGCCUUCCUAGCAGGGGAUCUGAACCUGUAACAGUGCGGUGGGAUAUCGUUUCUUGCCUUGUGCCUUCAAAUACCUUCACCGAUACAAUCAUAUCUGAUCUAGGUGGCAACCUCCAGCAAUAUACCUACAAACAAGGAGGAACGAAGAAAUGCAGCAAAAAGAAAGUGGUGACUGUGAACUAUCCGGCUUACAAACCAAAAGCUGUGAUUAGGAAAAGGCGGAGGCGCUUUGAACGUUCAGUAAGACCGGCUCAAAUUCUCCGGACCGUCAGAGUCCAGCAUCGCCCAGUUGUUCAGUUCAGGCACCAGCCAACUGGUAUGUUCACCGUCUUGUACUGUUAAUAGUCUACAAUCAAGCGGUGAGGAUGUUUAAAUCAUGUGGAAUUAAAAAUGAAGCGGUCUGUGUGCAUGACUGCAGUAUAGCUGUUUCAAACAUUAUAUAGCAGGCUUCCUCAACCUCGGCCCUCCAGAUGUUUUUGGCCUACAACUCCCAUGAUCCCUAGUUAACAGGACCAGUGGUCAGGGAUGAUGGGAAUUGUAGUCCCAAAACAUCUGGAGGGCCGAGUUUGCCUAUGCCUGCUAUAUAGCAGGGACGUCCAACUCCCAAGAGACUGCAAGAUGCUCCCAGGAAAAAAAUAUGGCAGUGAUCUACCCAUUUUUUGGGGGGGAGGGGGAGUUCAGAGUUGUCAGAGUUGUGGAGCUCACCAAAACAAAAGCUGGUCAGCGCUAACUCCGUCUUCCGGUUUAGCGAUCCUGCGCGACUGAAGGAAACAACGAGGGUGCGGGGGCGGAAAUCGGCUAGAGAUCAACCGGUUGGACAUCCCUGCUAUAUAGAAUGGAUUUUCCCCACCUACGCUAUUUUUUGGGGGGAAUAUUUAUAUAUAUAUAAAAGCAACAUAUGCCUUUGUUUCAUGUGUUACAUGCCCAAUGGUUAUAAACACUUCAGUGAUUUGAUAGCCUCUCUUUCCUAAUGUUUCCUUUUGCUUUUGCAGGAGUCUUGCAGCCAGAGGUCAAAGUUGCCUCAUAUUGGAGAGGAUUCCCAAAAGAAGUGAAUUCUGUUAUAUCGGUUCCAAAUGAUCAGAAGCCAGAUGGUUAUGAUUACUAUGCUUUUUCUAAAGGUAUGUUGAAGCUAAAACAUCACUACUGCUGCCACCAAGACGGGAAAAUAUCUAUGGCUAGUUUUUAAAAAUUAAUUUUGUACUCCAGUUCAGUUCAAUAACGAAACGGACAUAUACUACUUGUCUUUUCCCCUCUUAAUUUUUACAAGGGAUCCCCUCAAAACACAGGUCAUCUCUGUGUUCUGUGGUUUGGUUAUCUUCUGUAAAAAUCAUAAAGAUCCAGGAUUUGUGCAUCUUGGACCAAUGUUUCUAAGGGUGCUAGCAAUUGCUGCAUCCGUUAUUUUUUACUGUGCUGUCUGUUACUGUAAAGUUCACGUUGUGUCCUUUUGGUAAUUUGGUGUGAAAUCAUGAAAACUCAAGAGGACUUGGAUCUGAGUUUUACACUGACCUCUUGGAAAAAUGAAGGGCAUUUGUGGCUGAGUGCACAUUUUUUCUCAGGGGUGUAGAGGUGGUGCUCACGAUGUACAGUCGAAAUUCCAAAUGUGCCCACAGACUCAAAAGGUUUGGUGGCACUUGAUUUAAGGCUACAGUACUAACCAACAGCUCUAAGGAAAUGUGCAUUUGCAAUAGAAUCUAUCCUCCGCUGUAGGACAGUGGAUAGUAAAGGUAAAGGGACCCCUGACCAUUAGGUCCAGUCGUGACCGACUCUGGGGUUGAGGUGCUCAUCUCACUUUACUGGCCGAGGGAGCCGGCGUACAGCUUCCGGGUCAUGUGGCCAGCAUGACUAAGCUGCUUCUGGCGAACCAGAGCAGCGCACGGAAACGCCGUUUACCUUCCCGCUGGAGUGGUACCUAUUUAUCUACUUGCACUUUGACGUGCUUUCGAACUGCUAGGUUGGCAGGAGCAGGGACCGAGCAACAGGAGCUCACCCUGUCGCGGGGAUUCGAACCGCCGACCUUCUGAUCAGCAAGUCCUAGGCUCUGUGGUUUAAUCCACAGCGCCACCCACGUCACAGUGGAUAGUAGGGAUUCACAUUUAAGUCAAGAUUUCCUGCUUGUGGGACUUGAAUGAGACUUUUAUCUUUAUUUCCCCUCCUUACAGAUCAAUACUACAGCGUGGACGUGGGCAGCAGAAUAGCAAGACCAGUCACACUACAGACUGGGCAGACUGUGUCCGGAGCCUGGUACAAGUGUCCUUUAGAGUGA
Podarcis lilfordi (Lilford's wall lizard) is the source of this 35178-nucleotide messenger RNA. The record is from the annotation of a GenBank genome assembly. NCBI's taxonomy places the organism in Eukaryota, Metazoa, Chordata, Lepidosauria, Squamata, Lacertidae.